Brugia malayi is the source of this 477-nucleotide messenger RNA. RefSeq lists its product as uncharacterized. The transcript has 5 exons. NCBI's taxonomy places the organism in Eukaryota, Metazoa, Nematoda, Chromadorea, Rhabditida, Onchocercidae. The record is from RefSeq and is a predicted model, not a curated record. Gene Ontology annotation, cellular component: nucleus. The coding region runs from base 1 to 477 and encodes 158 amino acids. Gene Ontology annotation, molecular function: DNA binding.
AUGUCAAAAAUGGGAACAAUAAAUUCGGAUACUGAUCCGGACACAGUAAUAAUUCUACAUCGACGUGGUCCAGCGCAAAGAACGUUGCGAACAGUAGCGGAAUUGAAUGCAGCACAACGGCGUGGAAUGGCAAUUGAAACAUCGAAGAAAAUAAUGGCUGGUGGUAAUAAACAACAUUAUGCGACUAAAAAUACUUCAAGAUUGGAUGAAGAAACUGAGGAGUUACAUCACGAACGUGUUUCGCUGACAUUUGGCAAAGUGGUGCAGCAGGCACGACAAAGCAAGGAGUGGACACAGAAAGAUUUGGCUACCCACAUCAACGAGAAGCCACAAGUAGUGGCGGAGUAUGAAAAUGGUAAAGCUGUCCCUAAUCAGCAGAUUCUAGCUAAAAUGGAACGAGCGCUCGGUGUAAAGUUGCGUGGUAAAGAAAUGGGUCAACCACUGGCUAAAAAAGGUGCACCAAUUAAAAAGAAGUGA